AUGGAAAUACCGUCGGAGGCGCUGUACGGGAUCGCCACGGCGCGGGCGAUGGAAAAUUAUCACAUCACGGGGACGACGCUGAGAAAGUACCCGGAAUUCAUACGAGCGCUGGCGUUGACGAAGAAGGCGUGCGCGGUGGCGAAUCGGAAGAUAGGGCUGCUGCCGGAUGAUGUGUAUCGCGCUAUAUCGUUCGCGUGCGAUGAGCUGAUCGAUUCGGAGGAACAUCAUCAUCACUUCGCGGUGGACGUCAUUCAGGGCGGCGCCGGGACGUCGACGAAUAUGAACGCGAACGAGGUGAUCGCGAAUUUGGCGGCGCGGUUUUUGGGGGUGCCCAUCGGCGAGUACAGCGUGGUAAAUCCGAAUGAUCACGUAAAUUUGUGUCAAAGCACGAACGAUGCGUACCCGAGCGCCGCAAAACUCGCGGUAGUGUUGAAGCACGGCAUCGUCGUCGAGGCGUUGAAAAAGAUGAUCGUCAGUUUGCGCGCGAAGGGUGACGAGUUUCAAGGAAUAAUCAAGAUGGGACGCACACAGCUUCAAGAUGCGGUACCAAUGACGCUGGGUCAAGAAUUUCACUCGUUUGCGGCGACGCUAGAGGCGGAUUUGACGUUUCUGGAACGAAACGUCGACCAAAUGUAUGAGAUGAAUCUCGGCGGCACCGCGAUCGGGACUUCGAUUUGCGCCGACGAGGCGUUUUCUGAGGAGGCUGUGGCGGCAUUAUCGGAGCUCACCGGACUUCCGUUACGCUCACCGCAAGAUUUUAUUGAGGCAUCGAGCUCGACGUCGAGUUUUCUGUUGUUUUCUAACAUCUUGCGCCGCGUCGCCGUGAAGAUUUCAAAAAUCUGCAACGAUUUGCGGUUGCUGUCCAGCGGCCCGCGAUGUGGGUUUAAUGAAAUCAAUCUUCCUGCAGUUGCCCCUGGAAGCUCUAUCAUGCCAGGUAAAAUCAAUCCCGUCAUCCCAGAAGUGAUGAACCAGGUGUGUUUUCAAAUCAUGGGCACAGACGCUUCGAUUGCCCACGCGUCGGAGGCGGCGCAGUUGCAGUUGAACGUUUUUGAACCGUUGAUCGUUUACAAUUUAUUGAAUAAUAUGGAUAUGAUGGAGCGUGGACUUAACACUCUCCGCGUGAAGUGUAUCGACGGCAUCACGGCGAACGAGGAAGUGUGCAAGAAAUCCGUCGAAAACUCCAUCGGCAUCGUCACUGCUCUCUUGCCGUUGAUUGGAUACAAAAAAUCUUCGGCGGUGGCGAAAGAGGCGUUGGCCACCGGGCGACCUGUCGCUGAAAUAGCUGCGACUUACGCAACGGUGGCGGAAAUCAACGCGUUGCUGCACCCCGCGUCCAUGACGCGCGCGAGAAAGCUCGACGCCAGAGGUGUUUGCUUGGAGACGCCUGCGGCGUCUGGGUAG
Molecule: messenger RNA, 1401 nt
Organism: Ostreococcus lucimarinus CCE9901
Lineage: Eukaryota; Viridiplantae; Chlorophyta; Mamiellophyceae; Mamiellales; Bathycoccaceae
Exons: 1
Coding region: 1-1401 (466 amino acids)
Biological process (GO): aspartate metabolic process; tricarboxylic acid cycle
Cellular component (GO): cytosol
Molecular function (GO): aspartate ammonia-lyase activity
Source: RefSeq, a predicted model, not a curated record